Messenger RNA from Racocetra persica, 1044 nucleotides. Lineage: Eukaryota; Fungi; Glomeromycota; Glomeromycetes; Diversisporales; Gigasporaceae. The record is from the annotation of a GenBank genome assembly.
AUGACAUCAUCCAUCGACGUUAUCCAAUACCAAGGAAACGGUAUCCACGCUGAAGAAAUUGAUGUGGAAAAUAAAUCCACUUCAUCGGGUCUUUCGGAGCAUCCACGAGACAAAAGUUACGUUUCUUCUUCUUUAUCCGGUAGCGUAACGAUUGUCGAAAAUUUGCCUGAACAUCGUCAAAUGAUUGAGGAAGAGAAAGAUAAAUCAAAACGUAAAAAAUCAAAAUCUCGUGGUUUCCGUCAUAUACUGAAAAGAGAAGAAAAGGAUACUGUGACUGAAAAAUCGGAUUCAAAACAACGAUCAAAUGAUGAGAAAAAAAGUGAAAGUUUGGCUCGUACACUAUCAGGAAUGUUUAGUCAUAAAUCGAAAUCUGAAAAAGAAAAACGUAAGGACCUUGUGGAUAAUAAGAAUCGUAUUAUCCCUAAGCAAACAAAUGAUAGUAGUGAAACGAAGUCAAAAAAUCGUCGUAGUCUUGUUUUCUUUUCUGAUAACGAAGAUGAAGCUACGGAUCAUGCGAGAAGAGGUAAAAGAUUAAAUAGUAACGACUCUCCACUUUCUGAUAAUGAGAAUGGAUCAAACAAAUCAAAGAAUAGUAGAAAGAAUAGGAUUAGUUUGAACAUUGAUAAGUUAUUAGGCCUCGAUGAUGACCAUAAACAUAAAACCUUUAAUAACAAUAACAUAACGGAUUUGUUCCUUCCGGAAACUAACGGUUCCCCUAUUAAAACUUAUAAAGGCCGCCUUGACUCCUCCGGCUCUGUCGGUGGUCGAGAUUCACCCGUUUCAAUUUUGAAACGAACUGUUGCUGUACCUAAUCAAACUGAAUCUCCAAUUUCCUAUACAACUACUUUUGCUCCAUCUGUUUCUAUAAUCAAUGAAUCGACUCGUGAUCAUUCUCAGGAAACUAAGAUUGAAUCUGCUGAAUCUGUUGAACAGAAAGAUGAAGCUAUUGAACUGAAAAAUGAAAUUAAUAUUGAAUCCGUUGAACAGAAAGAUGAAACUAAUAUUGACCCUGUUGAACAGAAAGAUGAAACUAAAACUGAUUCU